Messenger RNA from Acanthochromis polyacanthus (spiny chromis), 2435 nucleotides. It is a transcript of the gene slc34a1b, whose product is annotated as solute carrier family 34 member 1b. Bases 315 to 2324 code for a protein of 669 amino acids. The transcript has 12 exons. Gene Ontology annotation, molecular function: sodium:phosphate symporter activity. Gene Ontology annotation, cellular component: vesicle; apical plasma membrane; brush border. Gene Ontology annotation, biological process: intracellular phosphate ion homeostasis; sodium-dependent phosphate transport. NCBI's taxonomy places the organism in Eukaryota, Metazoa, Chordata, Actinopteri, Pomacentridae. The record is from RefSeq and is a predicted model, not a curated record.
UACACGGAUGCUGAUGUUUUCUUGCUGGUUCUGACGAGACGUUCAUUUGUUGGUUGGGCGACAGGAUGCCUGCCUUCAGCGUGUGAUCUGACCUCUGAAUCAAGAAUAGCUGUCAUUUCCAAACAAUGUGGCUGCUUGUCUGUUGAUCUCCCCGUGAAAGACGCGCUCAUAUACAGAAAUACUCCCCUUUGGCUGCUUUUUCACUGCUGCAGGUGGCUGAUAAACAUAUUCACUCUCAGAUGUGUUCCCUCUACAGUGGUGUCAUCCUGUGAAUUUAAUUACUUGCAUAUCUCCCCCACAGCAUUCAAAGCACCAUGUCCUCUCGAUCUAUAACUAUAGUGUCCUCUGGACGGAGCACGGGGCCGGACUACAGCGGGAGGAGGAUGGACGCUCCCCAGCUCUCCUCGCAGCCCAAACUCCCACUGGAGGAGGACAGGGAGUCUGGCAUCGGCUCCACCCUUGACCUCAGCAGAAACUCUGAAAGCUGCAGCCAACAUACCAAUCACAGCUUCAAUAGGCCUUCACUAAACCGGGCAGACAGAGCCCCCAGAGAGAAAGACAGCUCUCCUCAGACCUCAGCCGCGAGCCCAAACAAGAUCAAGCCGCUUCUUGUCAGUCUGUCCAAGAUACCUCUCCUCUUCAUCCUCCUCUUCCUCUUUGUUUGCUCCUUGGACACCCUGAGCUCUGCCUUCCAGUUAGCAGGGGGCAAAGUGGCGGGGGAUAUUUUCCAGGACAACGCAGUGCUGUCUAACCCCGUGGCAGGCCUGGUGGUGGGCAUCUUGGUUACUGUACUGGUUCAGAGCUCAUCCACCUCCACCUCCAUUGUAGUCAGUCUGGUGGCCUCCGGACUGUUGGAGGUAAGGUCGGCCGUUCCGGUCAUCAUGGGGACCAAUAUUGGGACUUCAGUCACAAACACCAUAGUGGCCAUGAUGCAAGCAGCAGAGAGAACCGAGUUUCAACGCGCCUUUGCUGGAGCGACAAUCCACGACUGCUUCAACUGGCUGUCAGUUCUGGUCCUCUUACCUCUGGAGGUGGUGAGCGGCCUCAUGGCCCGACUGUCCCACCUGCUGGUUUCCAGCUUCAAGCUCCAACCAGGGGAGGAAGCACCUGAGCUACUGAAGGUCAUCACUGAGCCAGUAACCAAGCUCAUCAUUCAGCUAGACAAGUGUGUGAUCACAGGGAUCGCCAUGGGAGAUGAGGACAUGAGGAACAGGAGCCUGGUGAAGGAAUGGUGCCAGACUGACCUCGUUAUGUUUCCUGGUAAUGUGAGCGCUGACAACUGUGGCCACACUCAUGACUUGCCGUUGUCGUCUCGUGUCAAAUGUACACAUUUGUUUGUGUCUACUGGGCUGUCGGACCUCACAGUGGGCCUUAUUCUCCUGGCAGCAUCCCUGGCUGUCCUCUGCACAUGCCUGCUUCUUCUGGUCAAACUGCUCAACUCCCUUCUGAAAGGCCAAGUAGCAAAGGUCAUCCAUAAAGUUAUCAACACAGACCUGCCAUAUCCAUUUGGGUGGCUGGCAGGAUACAUUGCCAUGUUUGUGGGUGCUGGGGUGACAUUUGUGGUCCAGAGUAGCUCUGUCUUUACCUCUGCCAUAACCCCUCUAAUAGGCAUUGGAGUCAUCAGUCUGGAGCGGGCCUAUCCUCUCACCCUCGGGUCCAACAUUGGUACCACUGCCACAGCUCUACUGGCAGCUCUCGCCAGCCCUGGGAACAAACUAGCAACUGCCAUACAGAUUGCUUUGUGCCAUCUCUUCUUCAAUGUGUUUGGCAUUCUGCUGUGGUAUCCUCUUCCAUUCAUGCGCUUGCCAAUAAGAAUGGCUGGUGUCCUGGGUGAGCGCACUGCCAAGUACCGCUGGUUUGCAGUCCUGUACCUCCUGAUCUGCUUCUUGCUCCUUCCGUCGUUGGUGCUGGGCCUGUCGCUGGCCGGCUGGCGGGUGAUGGCCGGUGUCGGGGCUCCUUUCUUGAGUGUAUCUAUCUUCAUUGCCAUGAUAAAUGUGAUGCAGGCACACAGCCCCCAUCGCCUUCCCACCAAGCUCCAGAACUGGGACUUCCUGCCCAAAUGGAUGCGCUCUCUCAAACCGCUUGACCGCUUGAUCACCAAGACGUCGGUCUGCUGCAGCUUCACAUGCAACCAGGAUCCUGGAGAAGAGGAAGAGCAGAUAACAACAGAGACACCUUCUGUCAACACACAGAAAGAGUUUGCUGAGAGGAAGGUACACCUGGCUUAUAACAACCCAGUUCUGGACUACCUGGAUGAGAGCAGACCAGGUGUACCAGUUCUUAAAUUAAAAGGUUUAGAGAGGUGUAACAGCACUCCACUGUAGUUGGACUGAUAGCAAGAUCUAUUUCAAACUCCACUGUGUCAAUAUUGUCAAAGGAGUAGGAUAUAGAUGAGUAGAUUUGUAAUUCUUUGGAAAUAAACCCAUUUCUGACUA